Messenger RNA from Colletotrichum fioriniae, 699 nucleotides. RefSeq lists its product as uncharacterized. The record is from RefSeq and is a predicted model, not a curated record. Lineage: Eukaryota; Fungi; Ascomycota; Sordariomycetes; Glomerellales; Glomerellaceae.
AUGCCAGCAUCAGCACCAGCCCCUCAUCUAAACCAGUGCCCAAUGACCGACGAAGUCCUCAAGGGCAUCUUCGCGUCCGACCAAGACAUGUACCCCGCGCCGCUGACAUGGGACCGCCUCCGGAGCUGGACGACGGCAGCGCCCGAGCUGGCCACUUGCUUCUUCCUCCCUGCCGAUGCCGAUGCCGGGGACAACGGCAGCACCCAGACACUGGUCGGCGCCGUCAUUGCACUCCCGAUCCUCACGUCUGCGUGGCGCGAUUUGCUGACCGGUGAGGUCAAGGAAGUGGAUGUGGAUGCCGAGACUAUGUUCCCCCGCGAUGGUGACGAGCGUUCUGAGGUUGGGCUGCAUGUCUUUCACGUCGAGAGGUUCGAUGUGCCUGAGACGCGUGGCAAGGUGCGAGGAUUCGCCGAGACCUCUAUGCGGGCUGUCAUAACCGCUGCAGAGAGGAAGGGAUGGUCGAUCAUCGGCUAUUCAGCACUCACAGCGACGCCAGAAGGACGAAGAUGCUUUGAGAAAAUGGGCUUCGAGGCGACAGGCUACAAGGAGUUCUGGGUUGACGAUGGCUGCAAAGGUGUCCAACUGGUUACGAUUACAGCGGAUACCGCGCCCGAGGAACGCGAAGUGCGAGAACCGGCGACAGUCCGAGGCCACGCGAGGAUGCUAGCAAAACACUUGCAUCCCGUCGCCGAUGCUUAG